Molecule: messenger RNA, 606 nt
Organism: Tinamus guttatus (white-throated tinamou)
Lineage: Eukaryota; Metazoa; Chordata; Aves; Tinamiformes; Tinamidae
Source: RefSeq, a predicted model, not a curated record
GUGUCCACGCGCACCUUCACCACCCUGCACGACCACCAGCCCGACCUGCUCAUCCGCACCUACGAGGGCGAGAGGAGCAUCGCCAAGGAGAACCACCUCCUCGGCCGCUUCCUCCUCAAGGGCUUUUCCCCCGCGCCGCGCGGCAUGAGCUUGCUGGAGGUGACGUUCUACAUCGACGCGGACGGCAUCCUGAGCGUGUUCGCCCUGGACAAGAUCAUGGGCGGCGCAAACCCCAUCGUGGUGGACACCAGGAAGGGGAGGCUGAGCAAGGAGCAGAUCGCGAGGCUGGCGGAGGAGCACGAGCGGGACCGCGCGUCGUGCGCGUGCAGCGUGAAGCGCACCUCGGAGGACGUCCUCAGCUACCUGGCGCUGCAGGCCAGGAGGAAGAUGCUGAGGUGCCAGCAGGCCUUCUCCUGGCGGAGCCCCGCUGCCUGGCUGAGGAGGAGGAGGGCGGGAGCCGGGAGGACGGGCUCCGGGAACGCCACGCGGGGAUUCAAGUCCCUCCAUAACAGCACGACGGGGAUCAAGAAGAGAGCAAAGCUGAUCAUCACCACCUACAGCUGGACCUGGCAGCUCACCCGGACCACCACCGUCAUCGACCCCUAG